AUGAUCGCUUCUUCAGGUCCUGUUAGCGCAGUUGCUGCUUUGGCGGCGCGCAGAGCCCGGCAGCAGCAGGCAAUAAGCGAAGAUGCGCCCAAGGCUGCCCCUGCGCCUGUAGUGGAAAGCGAGCCGCCAUCAAAGAAGCCACGGCGAUCUCUCGAUGCGGUUGAGACCGCAGAGACGGGUGGAGAUCGCCGCAGUUCACGAACAAGGGCAACAAAGAAGCAAGACAAGCAAUUGCCUGUGGAGGAUUCGCCAAAGCAUGCGACAAGAUCAACACAGUCCUCUCGCGAAAGUCAAAAAGAGGAGGAAUCUUCCCAGGACGCUUCCGACGCCGAGCAGGUCGCCACAGACACAAUUGAGAACAAUGAAGAAAUGGACGAGAACGAGGUCGCUUCUGUUGUAGGCGAUGCCGAUGGAUAUGAAUCCCCCGCAGAAACACCGGCGGAAUUGCAAAAUUUCUCUUUGUCGAAAGUUCGUUUGAACAAAAGCAAUAUCGUCUACAGUGACGAAAGCACCCUUUGCAUUCGGAUCAAGGAGAGAACAAACCUGGCAUUGUUGGGCCAAUACGAUCUCUGGGUCAAAAGAGGUGUUGUGAGUCUGAUGGGCGCAAAGCUGCAUGCCUCUUCGCAAUUGCACCGAGUGUACGCCCCGUCGACUCACUCAUUACCGGUCAUUAAAUGCGUCUCUGGGACUGACGGAGAGGCUGAGGUUGAAAUCAAGUCCUGCAACAGCGGGCUUUCUCACCUCCAGGACCUGUCGCCUCUUUACCAAAGAAUUUGGACUGGCGAGAACACUACAGCAGAUAAAGCCACACUCCAAAGUGCCCCCAAAGAUUCGAAGCGGUCUUUCUCAGUACUAUAUACCUCGGCAGAUGAUUCAUUAAACAGACAUCUCCGUCCACUUCAUCUCGACAAAAAGUGGAGUGCCUCAAUGAAAGGUCUCUCACAGCGUCAAGGCCAACUACGCGUUCUAGUCUGUGGCCCGAAGGCCUCUGGAAAAUCUACAUUCAGUCGCUACUUGCUGAACCAUGUGCUCAGCCCAACACCUGAAACCGAGGGUGGAUAUGUGAACACAGACGGGGUCGCUUUCCUAGAUCUAGACCCAGGGCAGCCUGAAUUCACCGCUAUGGGCCAAGUCUAUCUUGCCCGUCUGCGCAAUCCAUUCUUCGGUCCACCAUUCACACAUCCGUCGCUUGACGAUUCCCAUGGCGGUGAAAUAGUGCGUGCGCACCAUAUCGGCGCAGCGUCACCAAAGGAAGACCCUGAUCAUUAUGCACUGGCUGUCAUGGAUCUCAUGGAACAAUAUCGCACAUUGUUGGAAAAGUAUCCUCAAUGUCCUCUCAUCAUCAAUUAUCCUGGCUGGAUCUUUGGACAAGGUCUAGAGGUUGCAACAUGGUUGGUCAGAUCACUAGGUCUUUCCGAUGUUGUUUACAUGAGCGAAAAGGGCCCAUCGGAGGUUAUCGAACCAUUGGGUCUUGCAGCUCGCGAAGCUCGUGUUCCUUUGACCGUGCUGCCUUCUCAGCCAACCGACUUUGUGAGUCGAUCUAGCGCUCAGCUACGCGCUAUGCAGAUUCAGUCCUACUUCCACAUGUCUCAUCCAACCGAUCUUGGCAGCUCUCUCUGGUCAGAGGAGCCUCUUUCGCGCACCCGACCCUUGACUGUGGAUUAUAACGGUCCACGUCAGGGAAUUUUAGGCGUCAUGGUGAUGGGAUCUCAGAUUAACCCUGAUCUAUUGCAUGAAACGCUUGAAGGUGCUAUUGUAGGCCUUGUGGCAGUGGAAUCACCAAGAGCCUUGAUGGGCGGAAUGGCCCCACCUGAUGCACCAAAUGAAGAACAAGACGGGGAUGGCUCUGGUUUUGAUAUUGACAUGGACUCGGAGAACCCAGCUGCUACAAGCAUCCAAAGCUCCAUGGCGGACAACAUUGUUCGAACUCAAGAAGACCUACCUUACCUCUUCGUUGGGUCUGGCAGCUGUACUCCGCUAGACCCCAGAAUGUCUCAUUGCCUGGGUCUGGCUUUGGUUCGCUCGAUCGAUACAAGCUCACACAAGCUCGAACUAUCCACCUCGAUUCCUCCCUCCUACAUACAACGCUCUAUCGAGAAAGGUCACAGCCUUGUCUUAGUCCGCGGCCAAUUGGAUAACCCGAAUUGGGCGAUCAGUGAGGAGUACCAUGCCGCUCGGGCCGCUGAGCGACGUUACCAGGAGUCCACAUCUGGCCAGAAGAAGGCCGGUGGCUCCGGCGGUAGUGAUGGAUCCGAAUCAUCUAAACAUACUAGAACGCUUGCGCUGCUGCGGGAGAGAGUACGACGGGCGAGUAAUGUUCCGUGGAUGACAGUUGUGGAGGAUAACAGUCGGCAUCAGCGUGAAGUUGCGGCACGACGAGAGAAGUCGCUUUGGAAAUUGCGGAAGAAGGCAUACCCUGGAAGUGAGAGUGAGGCAGAUUACUGA
Penicillium olsonii is the source of this 2445-nucleotide messenger RNA. Lineage: Eukaryota; Fungi; Ascomycota; Eurotiomycetes; Eurotiales; Aspergillaceae. The record is from the annotation of a GenBank genome assembly.